GUAAUGUGGACCUUCUCCUGCACCGGACAUCGGAGAGACACCCGACAACAUCCAAAUCGCGUAAAGGCCAGCGAGCGGCUCAGUUCACGGAUGGCUGGAAAUUUUUAAAGGAAGUAGUUUCUUGUCCUCGAAGACUGAUUUAAUUAUUGGACAGACUUUUACUUUAUUGCGCGUAGUUUUCAAAGUGAACAAGAAUGUUAUUACGUAGCACCUCCACCUCUGGGUGCUCGUGGCUGAGACGGAUGGCAGCAUUACUUCACAUGCUUGUGUUACUGCAGCUGGCGGUGUGGGCGACGACAGAGGCCAUCCACCCAGACUGCGCCCUAGUGGUUCAGCACAUGAAAGCUCAAGAGGAAUGUAACCAGAUCCUCAAACAGGAGCAGAACAACCACUCCACCAGGACAGGUUGUCCGACAGCGUGGGAUGAUAUCCGCUGCUGGUAUCGUGCUGAGGUGGGACAGGUGGUCAGCGUCUCGUGUGCCAAUGUCUCCCAGCUGUUUGCUAAUAACCAAGGUUACAUCUACAGGAACUGCACAGAAGACGGAUGGUCAGAGCUCUACCCCUCCUAUGAGGAGGCCUGCGAGUUCACAGAGUACGAAGUGACGGAACCAGAGACAACAUACUUCUCCAACUUCAAACAAGUGUACACUGCCGGCUACGCUACCUCCCUCAUCUCUCUGAUAUCGGCCAUUUUUGUCUUCACUGUGUUCAGGAAGUUUCACUGUACCAGGAACUAUAUCCACAUCAACCUCUUCUUCUCCUUCAUCCUAAGAGCAAGUGCUGUCUUCAUUAAAGAUGCUGUUCUUUUUUCUGAUGAAAACCUGGAUCACUGCUUCAUGUCCACUACAUCCUGUAAAUCAGCCGUGGCCUUCUUUCAGUUCAGUAUCCUGGCCAACUACUUCUGGCUGCUGGUGGAGGGAAUGUACCUGCAGACGCUGCUGGCUCUCACCUUUGUCUUCCAGAAGAAAUACUUCUGGUGGUACAUACUCAUCGGCUGGGGUCUCCCUACAACAAUCAUAACGGCGUGGAUCCUCACUCGAAACUUCUAUGAUAACAAGGGGUGCUGGGAUGACACAGAUGUGGCCUUCAUCUGGUGGAUCAUAAAAGCUCCUAUAACUGCGUCACUGCUGGUCAACUUCAUCAUCUUCAUCAACGUGAUUCGCAUUCUGGUGCAGAAGCUGAGAUCUCCUGGAGUCGGUGGCAACGACACCAGUCACUUCAAGAGGUUGGCCAAAUCCACUCUGCUUCUCAUCCCUCUGUUUGGGAUGCACUACAUGGUGUUUGCCUUCUUGCCAGAAAACACAGGAGCAGAGGCCCGCAUCUUCAUAGAGCUUGGCCUGGGGUCCUUUCAGGGAUCCGUUGUGGCCCUGCUCUACUGUUUCCUGAAUGGUGAGGUGCAGGCGGAACUGAAGAAGAGAUUUUGGUUUUGGCAGACUCAGAGCUAUCUGAGCUACAGUAAACGGCGGCGCACGCUGUUCACUGAAAGCAGCACGGUCACUCAGAUCUCCGUCUUGGACAAGUCCAGCCCCAAAGAUCAGCCAACCUCAGAGACACACACUGUCACACCCAGCAACAUCUCCACUGUCUAAGAACAUUGGCUGGUGUUACAGCACCUGCUCGCCAUCUGGAUGACGUUCUGAACAAGUGACUCAACCACAGAAUUGUUGAAUGUUUAAGGUACCUCUUAACUUUGUAAGGUAUGAAAUAUUUGCAAAAUGUCACAUGGGCUGCCAAACUAAAUCCAAACCUUAACCACCCAAACCCCAAAAUCUUGAACUCUUUUUAUUUACAAUGUCCCACACAACUUUCCCCCACGAUAUCUAUUAUUUUUUCAACUUCCAGACCUCUUUAAAUUUAGCUUUGGGGCCCCACACUACUACCAGAUCAUUUCUUUCUUUUACAAAAGCACCAAUAUCUGGUACACAAUGAAUGUGGUUUAAAACAUUGUCCUUUGAUUUAUUUUAGACAUAUCAAAUUCAAAAAGCAACCACAUUAUACUUUAAGCAACAAUUAUAUUAACUUUAUUCUGUCACAGCUUUUCUGAGUCCUUCUGGUUUAAGUCCCAACUGCCCAGCUUUUAUGCCUUGGCACCUGCAAGAGCUGUGGCCCAAAACAUUAUGUUUUUGGUUUG
Plectropomus leopardus (leopard coralgrouper) is the source of this 2131-nucleotide messenger RNA. RefSeq names its product growth hormone releasing hormone receptor b (gene ghrhrb). Lineage: Eukaryota; Metazoa; Chordata; Actinopteri; Perciformes; Serranidae. Gene Ontology annotation, biological process: adenylate cyclase-modulating G protein-coupled receptor signaling pathway; cell surface receptor signaling pathway. The record is from RefSeq and is a predicted model, not a curated record. Gene Ontology annotation, molecular function: peptide hormone binding; G protein-coupled peptide receptor activity; vasoactive intestinal polypeptide receptor activity. Gene Ontology annotation, cellular component: plasma membrane.